This is a messenger RNA of Acanthaster planci (crown-of-thorns starfish), 3310 nucleotides long. RefSeq lists its product as uncharacterized. The record is from RefSeq and is a predicted model, not a curated record. NCBI's taxonomy places the organism in Eukaryota, Metazoa, Echinodermata, Asteroidea, Valvatida, Acanthasteridae.
AUAAUUAAUAUAUCAAUUUGCUACUAAAGGACCCUGGAAAAUAUCGCCGGCCAAAAUGGUGAUUAACGAACUUCACGAACAGAAAUACAUUAAGAUAAUUCGUUUGUUUUGUGCAAAGACUCCAAUUAGGUGAACACCAUACGUGAAAAACGGGACUACAACUUGCCUAAAAUAAGAUAGACCAACAAGACAAACGGAAAGGAAAGACGCAUGUAAGGAGUUGGUGCCCAUUACAUCAAUAAUGUACAUUACAGUGCCAUUACAUCUCCCUCAAUGCUCCCAGGCGUUUUGAAGUAUUUUGAAGGUGCCAAUAUCAGCCGCAUUCAACAAACAGCUGAAAAGAAUUCCCGAAAUUAUUGAAUGUCUUGGGUUGUCUUGCCGGACAAAGUUAACCCUAGCCACAAAAAAGACAAUGAAAAAUGAUUUAUCACACCCCGACACGAUAAGCUGACAUGAAGUAAUAAUGAUUUUUUUCUGUGGUUUUAAAAACUAAUUUUCCUGUUCAAAAUAAGACUAAACGAGUUUCAUCAACCUCCUCCCUCACAAAAGUGUCGAUACCUAUCAGCUUUGACAAAACUGUAGCUAGAAUAAUAUAUGUGUGAAUCUGAUCUCUCGCUGCUGCACACGAUACAUGCAUGUGUCUUUGGGUCAUUUUUCGUUUUACCUUUUUACAUUUUUCUCAAAUAAUUCACAAUGAACAAUAGUCUGACUGCUUCCAAAUUAGGAAUCCAGUAGAAUCACGCCUAGUACAACGUUAGCGGGAACGCUUGACUGAUGCGACACAAGGUUGUAUCAGCCAGUUACUUUGUGUUUUAUCAAAACAUUGACCUUUUAGUUUUCCAGGAAACCUGGUUAACUGGCACUUUACAGUAAAUUUGUGGUGUUAAUUUGAGAAAGAAAAACAAAUUCUCAAUAAAGGGCUGUUAUCUGUAUUUAUAGAUAACAAAGGUGUUAAAUUGAAACUCAGGUUUCACAGUGUGAUCGUAUCAACUAUGCCUUAGCCAACAUUUAAUAGCCGUUGCGCAUGUAACGUUGUCGGUUAUCAUCUAAGAGUCAUAGUGCAAGAAUAAAGUGCACAUUCGGUGUCCAUGGCAAGGGAAAGACGUGAAGCGUGUUACUGCUGCUCACAUUUUAGCUGUGAAUAAAUUGUGAUCAAUGCCAAGUCAGUAUUGGUGGAACCUGACCUCUUGAGGGAGGAGCUAUACAUUAGCGCUUUUUUAAUGCAAUAGGUCCACAACUGUAAACACCAGCCUGGUAACACUUUGCUAAUAGCAUCAAGUAAGGGGCCUGAAAGUGUCUGGAAAGGAUCUUCAGUCUGUUCUCUUGCUUGAGCCCGUGUUUCAUAAUUGAGGACAGACCAUUCAGCAAACAGAAAUGCAGUAAUGGCGAAACUAGAUGCUGUUUCCAAAGUUUUUGGGCUGACACUAUUUUGGGGGAUGACCAUUUCUUCCCUUUGUCACCAGUGCAAUCAACUCCAAAAGACGAUGUACGCCGCGAAAAACAGCUCACUGGAAGGGUUUGCCAGUGCAUGCAGUAGACCCACACGCUCUGGUGUACUCUGCGGACGGGACUGCAGCAUGGAUAAACGAUGCAAGUCUUUUAACUUCAACGAUUACAACAAAGUGUGCGAGCUGAACCGUGCCACAAGGCGAGAGUAUCCCGAAGACUUCAAUGCCACCCAAGGGAUUGUGUACUUCGAUGCAGAUGAGGACACACUUUGCCACUCGCUGGGUGACACCGAGCUUGCGACACCCUGCACCAGUGGAACUGAGCAGCAACCAGCCAUAUCGUGCAGUGAGAUAGCGGAGGUUUGUCAGCGGCCGCCCAAUGGCAUGUACUACUUGCUUGGAGAUGCAAACAAACAGCAUUGCGUUUAUUGUGAAAUGCCCAGUGGCUUGGCCCGCUUCGGGAAGGGAAACAUGCAGUCCUGUUGGAACUACAAGAACGAAGAUCGCGAAGAGGUCCAUCUCAACAUUAUAUCGAAGACUGAGAUUGCAAUGAUAAAGGGGUUUUCCUUCAACGAGUUUCAGAUCCACACUGAUGUGGAGUUCUCCUUGCAAGCAGACGAUUCCACCAACCCAUCAGUCGUCGAGGUGUUGUACCUGCCAUCGUUUCAAGCUUUAAAUCUGAGCAUUAGACAUGGUUUCGAUAAGACUCGCUUGAGUUUCGCCACUGGAGGAGACCGACUGGUUUGCAAUGGCGAAAGGAGUACCGCUUGCGGUUUGAAUGGUUUGCCAUUCCGGGAUGAGCAGUCUCAGUUCCUGGCGAUCACCGCACUGCACUUCACUCCUCGCAUACAGGGAGCAUCAGCGCAUAGCGACGAGUGGCACCGCAAUCGCUACUCUUGGUCUGGAUCUUACUAUUACAUUCUGGCAAGGAAGACCGAGGAAACCUAGGACAGUAAAUAGAAGGCGUCCCCAAAAUCCAUAUUGUAGUGAUAUUUGUAAUUUCGCGUAUUGUAGUAGCUUAUAGCUGGGUCUUUCCGGAAGUAUUUUACGUGGGCAUCAAGAUAUCGGGGUCACAAAUAGUCUGCACUCAGUCUCAGGUAACAUUUUUUUGAUUCUUCACAUAUCCUUCGCCUUUUGACCAAACAUUGUGCUUUGCCAGCGGAAAAAGACCAAUACGAACACGCACAUACAAACUCACACAAACAGGAAGAGAAAUAAACUCAGAUAUUAAAAGCAAAAUCAGGUAAAUAUAUUAACAAUAGAUAAACAUAUUUAGAUACUAAAUAAAUAUUAACAAAUCGCAAGAAAUGAGACGUAGAGCAAAGUCUAACAAAUAUCAAGAAACUGAAAACGAGAGACUAUCAAAUAACGGCAAAAUCCCCUUGACAGAAGUCUCCAACAAAAGUGAAAAACAGGCAGUGAAGCAGUUCUGUGCGGAUAAGUUUUAAUAACAUUUUGCUCAAUUAAUGCUUUGUUCAGAGAAGCAGUGGGGUAACUAGGGCUAUGUGGCAGGGGGAGGACAUCCGCAGGGGUGCACACAUUUUUAAGGGUGCACCACACUGAAAAUAAGAAGUAACUGCAUAGCUAUAUAAACUCAAUAGAGAGUAUUCACAGAUGCCAAAUGGUGGGGGGCGUGUGGGGGCACAGGCAUCUGCAGGAGGCACCUAGCCCCAUGGCCACCCCCCUCUGCAGUUACGCCAUUGUUUGGAAGACAAAUAAUGAAUUUUUGAAGAGACAAUAAUUUGAUUUAUGUGAGGUGGGCUGGACCCUAGGUGUAGGCUGGAAAUUUUCAGGAUGUUUCUAGACUGAGGCAGAAAAUCCUAUUUAUUUAUUUAUUUAUUUAUUUAUUUAUUUAUUUAUUU